This is a messenger RNA of Cajanus cajan (pigeon pea), 2696 nucleotides long. Its product is annotated as cation/H(+) antiporter 24. Lineage: Eukaryota; Viridiplantae; Streptophyta; Magnoliopsida; Fabales; Fabaceae. Gene Ontology annotation, molecular function: antiporter activity. Gene Ontology annotation, cellular component: membrane; endomembrane system. Gene Ontology annotation, biological process: regulation of pH; proton transmembrane transport. The record is from RefSeq and is a predicted model, not a curated record.
UCUUCAUGCAUGCAUGCACAUGACAAGGGUUUUCCCAGCACCCCGUUUGCUACAAGCGCCCAAUGGAUGGCACCAACACGUCAACCCUUCUCGCCAUCUCGUGCAGCAGAACAUCGUUAACAUUACUGUCAAUAACUUAACAAUUCCCUUCCCCAUUCUGUGUCAUUCAACACAAGAUGCUCACUCUUCUGGCAUUUUUUCUGGCGACUCACCCUUUUCUCACUCCUUCUCACUCUUGAUGUUCAAUCUCAUCUUCAUCACCUCCAUCACCCGCAUUGUUCGCAUCCUUCUUAAGCCCCUCAGACAACCUUUAAUCAUCUCUCAGAUAAUAGGUGGUGUGAUUGUUGGACCUUCCUUUCUGGGGCGCUGUAGAUGGUUCCAGCAUCACAUGUCAAACGCGUCAAGCACAUUCCUGGUGAACAAUCUUGGAGUAAUGGGAUUCAUGUUCUUUCUUUUCACUUACGGUGUGAAGAUGGAUCCAGGCCUUUUGAGAAAAUCAGGGAAAUUGCAUGUAUCUACUGCAUUGAUUGGCAUAACAAUUCCCACAUUCACAGUGUUUGCUGUGUCACUAUGCUUGAGAAAAAACAUGGACAAAGAACUAGCCAAGAUUCCUUCAUUAGGAGUAAUAUCAGGGUACUUGGGUGUGACAGCAUUCCCUGUGCUCUACCACAUCCUCAAAGAGUUUAACCUUCUAAAUUCAGACGUGGGGAGAGUUUCACUGGCCACAGCAUUAAUUGGUGAUACAUUUGGUUUAAUUUUCAUCAUGGCAUUUGAGGCAGCAAGUCAAGGAGAAGUAAAAAUAAUGAAUACCGUGUGGUACGUGAUUUCUCUUGCGGUUGUGGUGUCAUUCCUUGUGUUUUGUGUUAGGCCUGCGAUGGCAUGGAUCAACGACAACACUCCAGAAGGGCACCCUGUGCAUGAGUCCUUUGUGUUGGCCAUUAUUCUAGGCUCUUUUGUGAUGGGCUUCAUAACUGACAUGUUUGGCAUAGCAAUUGCUAAUGGGUCCUUGUUCUUGGGCCUCACUAUUCCUAAUGGGCCUCGUGUGGGAGCAACAAUUGUAGAGAAGACCACAACAAUCACGAAUGAGCUCCUCUUGCCAUUCUCUUUCCUUUUGGUGGGAUCACAAACUGAUUUCUAUGCCAUGAGUGCUUCUGAUUGGACCAGAUUGUCACCGUUGUUUGUCAUGGUUAUAACUGGCUACUUCACCAAAUUCUUUUCCGUUUGGAUUACUCUGUACUUUUGGAGAGUGCCAUUCAGAGAUGGACUAACCCUCAGCCUCAUUAUGAGCUUAAGAGGCCAAAUUGAACUUUUAUUGUUUGUGCAUUGGAUGGACAAAAGUAUCUUAAAUGUGCCAGGCUUCACAUUGUUGGUUCUUAUGACAAUCAUAGUGACAGCAAUUUUCACUCCUUUGAUCUCCAUAUUAUAUGAUCCAUCAAAGCCAUACAUGGUGAACCAAAGGAGGGACAUUCAACACAACCCUCCAGACGAAGAACUUAGGAUAGUGUUAUGCAUUCUCGACACUGAAAACAUAAAUGGUCUCAUUCAUCUACUUGACAUCUCCAAUCCAACCUCAAGCAACCCCUUCUCAAUUUAUGUUGUUAGACUAACAGAGCUCAUAGGUCGUGCCAACCCUUUGUUCUUGGACAAUGAAAAGCAACAAGUUCCUCCCAUGUAUCAAUGGACAAACACAAUAAACAUCCUCAAAACACAUCAACAACUUAAGGGAACGUUUAUGAAGCUCCAUUUCUUCACAUCUGUGGCACCAAAGCAGUCAAUGUUCCGAGACAUAUGCGAGCUUGCCCUAGAACAAGAGACUUCAUUAAUCAUCUUACCUUUCGACAGUGUUGAUGUUCGCAACCAUGCAGUGAAAACAGUGAACUCACAAGUGUUGAAUAAUGCACCUUGCUCAGUUGCAAUUUUUGUUGACAAGGGUCUUUUUCAAAUGAGCAACACGGGAAGUUCCUUUCGUCGAACUAGGCAUCGAUUUGGUUUGUUGUUUCUCGGGGGUGGAGAUGCAAGAGAGGCCCUUGUUUUUGCAGAUAGGAUGGUUGCAAACGAAGACGUGUUCCUCACAGUUAUAAGGUUUCUCUCUCACAACUUCAUAGGGUACAAUGAGUUGGAGAAGAAGCUUGAUGAUGGAACUGUGACAUGGUUUUGGGUCAAGAAUGAGACGAAUCAAAGAGUGGCGUACAGAGAGGUGGUGGUUAGAAACGGAGAAGAAACUAUUGCAGCAAUUCAGGCGAUGAAUGAUGGUGCUUUUGAUCUUUUGAUAGUGGGAAGGAAACAAGGGAUAAACCCUGUUAUUCUCACAGGGUUAUCGGAAUGGAGUGAAAGUGAUGAGUUAGGAAUCAUAGGAGACUAUGUUUCCUCUGAAGAUUUUUUCGGCUCAGCUUCUGUUUUAGUUGUACAACAACAAAUCCUAAGAGGCUGAAAUUGGGAUCUGACACUGCAUGCAUGCAUGCAUGGUGGUGAUCUUAAAGGCUAUAUCAUAGGAAUUUGUUGGCUAAGAGUUGAGACAUUAAUAUUGUUUAACCACACUUUCAGUUCAGGUAACCAAUAGAUAGACAAAUUAACUUCAUUUGUGAAUAUUUAAGAACUAGUAUUUAGAUGAAGACAGAGUGUAGUGUUCUUUAGAAAACAAUAGAUAAUGUAGUAGGUUUCUGUGUAGCUAACUUAUGCAUCUCUAGCUUCAUAAU